Molecule: messenger RNA, 981 nt
Organism: Trichosurus vulpecula (common brushtail)
Lineage: Eukaryota; Metazoa; Chordata; Mammalia; Diprotodontia; Phalangeridae
Gene: CACNG2
Product: calcium voltage-gated channel auxiliary subunit gamma 2
Exons: 4
Coding region: 1-840 (279 amino acids)
Biological process (GO): neurotransmitter receptor transport, postsynaptic endosome to lysosome; positive regulation of synaptic transmission, glutamatergic; postsynaptic neurotransmitter receptor diffusion trapping
Cellular component (GO): postsynaptic density membrane; AMPA glutamate receptor complex; voltage-gated calcium channel complex
Molecular function (GO): channel regulator activity; voltage-gated calcium channel activity
Source: RefSeq, a predicted model, not a curated record
AUGGAAGCCAGACCCUUAGAGCCUCUCUCCAGAGUCCCGGGUCUGGGGCCACCCAAUGCCUGCAUGAACCAAAGGGAAGGGAAUUUUAAAGGUCUGUGUAAGCAAAUCGAUCACUUCCCUGAGGAUGCAGAUUAUGAAGCUGACACAGCAGAGUAUUUUCUCCGGGCUGUGAGAGCCUCCAGUAUCUUCCCCAUCCUGAGCGUGAUUCUGCUUUUUAUGGGGGGCCUCUGCAUCGCAGCCAGUGAGUUCUACAAAACCCGACAUAACAUCAUCCUGAGUGCCGGCAUCUUCUUCGUGUCUGCAGGUCUGAGUAAUAUAAUCGGCAUCAUCGUGUACAUAUCAGCCAAUGCUGGAGACCCUUCCAAGAGUGACUCCAAGAAAAAUAGCUAUUCUUACGGUUGGUCCUUCUACUUCGGGGCCCUGUCCUUCAUCAUUGCCGAGAUGGUGGGAGUGUUGGCCGUCCAUAUGUUUAUUGACCGGCACAAACAGCUUCGAGCCAACGCCCGUGCCACGGACUACCUCCAGUCGUCCGCCAUCACCCGCAUCCCCAGCUACCGCUACCGCUACCAGAGACGAAGUCGCUCCAGCUCCCGUUCUACCGAGCCUUCCCACUCCAGGGAUGCUUCCCCCGUGGGCAUAAAAGGGUUCAACACUCUGCCCUCCACAGAGAUCUCGAUGUACACCCUAACCAGGGACCCCCUGAAAGCCGCCACCACCCCCACCACCACGUACAACUCUGACAGGGAUAAUAGCUUCCUCCAAGUUCACAACUGUAUCCAGAAAGAGAACAAGGACUCUAUCCACACCAACACAGCCAACCGCCGUACCACCCCUGUAUGAAGCCGAGGCCCAGAGCUCCAAGUAGGGGCCAGGGGAAAGAGGCCAGGGUGACAGGCCGGGCCAGGCUAGGGUCAGUGGGGGUGGAAAAAGAGGGGUGGGGGGUUGGGGGGAACAAAACCAACCAAGGGGGAACCUUCCAAA